AUGACUGGUGAGAAGUUCCUCAGGGUCUGCCAGGCCCUUUCCCUCAGUAGCUCGGUGGUGGAUGCUGCUAACGAGCAAAGGAGAGGCACAGCAGCCUUCGAUCGGCUCUGCAAAAUAAAGCCACUCUACGAGGAGAUUCGGGAAGCCUGCAAAAGGAACUAUCACCCGAGCCAGGAAAUUUCCAUCGAUGAGCGAAUGGUUUCCUCCAAAGCCCGCAUUGGGCUCAAACAGUACAUGAAAAAUAAGCCUGUUCGCUGGGGAUAUAAACUCUUCGUUCUGGCGGACUCCAGCAGCGGUUAUACGUGGGACUUUUUUGUCUACGAGGGAAGGUUCCAGGGAAUCAGUGGCAACGGGCUCAGUUAUGAUUCGGUGAUGGAGCUCAUCGACACCAAGUUGCUGGGCACUGGCUACAAGCUCUUUGUUGACAAUUUCUACACUAGUCUCCCCCUUUUCCGCGACCUCCUUCAGAAGAGGAUCUGGGCGUGCGGAACCAUCCGCACAAGCAGAAUUGGAUUCCCAAAAACUAAAGUAAAUGGUCUGGUCUCAAAACCUCCCCGUGGCAGCAUUCGCUGGAUCAGGAAGGACUCCCUCCUCUUUGUCCAGUGGCGAGACACGAGGGACGUCUCCAUGUGUUCAACACUCCACAAGGCCCAUGCGGAGGACACGGCGCAAAGGAGGGUCAAAGGUGCAGAUGGGCACUGGGCAUUGAAGGAGAUCCCAGUUCCACCAACGGUGAAGGAGUACAACCAGCUCAUGGGUGGAGUGGACCUCUCUGACGCCCUGAUCGGGUACUAUAAAGUCCUCCACAAGACCCAGAGGUGGUAUAAGAUGUUGUUUUAUCAUUUCAUGGACAUCGCGAUUGUGAACGCCUUCCUCCUCCACAAAGACAUUGCAAAAGGUAAAGGACAGGUACCUAUGCACCAGAAGACGUUCAGGGAGACCCUCGCCGAGGAGCUGGCAGAGGUGGGGUCACCCUCCACAGCCAGACCCGUACCACCUCCUGCUGCAAGAAGAGCACAUCACAGGCCAGAAUACGUCAGUGGGAACAGCGCCACUGGUCGUCUGAAGUGCAGGCACUGCCAUGCAAAGACCCCACUGAAGUGCUCCUCCUGCGAUGUGCCUUUGUGCUUGGACCCCGGUCGUGUCUGCUAUAAUGACUGGCAUGUUGCCAAUAACCUGUAG
Messenger RNA from Anarrhichthys ocellatus (wolf-eel), 1182 nucleotides. RefSeq names its product piggyBac transposable element-derived protein 4-like. NCBI's taxonomy places the organism in Eukaryota, Metazoa, Chordata, Actinopteri, Perciformes, Anarhichadidae. The record is from RefSeq and is a predicted model, not a curated record. The transcript has 2 exons. Bases 1 to 1182 code for a protein of 393 amino acids.